AUGCCUCCCAAGAAGCAAGUCGUCGAAGAGAAGAUUCUCCUGGGCAGGCCCGGUAACAACCUGAAGAGUGGAAUUGUUGGCCUUGCAAAUGUUGGAAAGUCCACCCUCUUCCAGGCCAUUACCAAGUGCAACCUGGGAAACCCCGCAAACUUCCCCUAUGCCACCAUCGACCCCGAGGAGGCGCGCGUCAUCGUCCCCGACGAACGCUAUGAUUGGCUUUGCGAAAAGUACAACCCCAAGUCGCGCGUCCCCGCCAACCUGACGGUCUACGAUAUCGCUGGCCUGACGCGAGGUGCCUCCACCGGUGCCGGUCUCGGUAACGCCUUCUUGUCGCACAUCCGCGCCGUCGAUGCCAUCUUCCAGGUCGUUCGUUGCUUCGACGAUGCCGAGAUCAUCCACGUCGAGGGUGACGUCAACCCCACUCGUGAUCUCGAGAUCAUCAGCGAUGAGCUGCGGUUGAAGGACAUUGAGUUCACCGAGAAGGCCCUUGAGAAUCAGAAGAAGAAGACCCGCUCUGGCGGCAAGGGUCUUGAGCACAAGAAGGCCAUGGAGGAGCAAGCCACCAUGGAGAAGAUUCUCCAGUUCCUCAAGGACGGCAACGAAGUCCGAAAGGGUACCUGGGGUCCCAAGGAGGUCGAAGUCAUCAACCCCUUGUUCCUCCUGACUGCCAAGCCCGUUGUCUACCUGGUGAACCUGUCGGAAAAGGACUUCAUUCGCAAGAAGAACAAGUACCUUCCCAAGGUCGCUGAGUGGGUCAAGGAGCACGCUCAGGGUGACCCCAUCAUUCCCAUCUCUGUCUCCUUCGAGGAGCGUCUGACCCGCUUCGAGACUGAGGAGGAGUCCAAGGAGGAGCAGAAGAAGGUCGGCGCUGAGUCGGCUCUGCCCAAGAUCGUUCUUCAGAUGCGCAAGGUCCUCAACCUUGGCAGCUUCUUCACCACCGGCACGGACGAGGUCCGCCAAUGGACCAUCCGCAACGGCACCAAGGCGCCCCAGGCUGCUGGUGUUAUUCAUACUGAUUUCGAAAAGACCUUUAUCCAGGCUCUCGUCUACAACUUCACGACCCUGAAGGAGCUUGGUAGCGAAGCCGAGGUUAAGGCCAAGGGCAAAGUUAUGACCAAGGGCAAGGAUUACGUCGUGGAGGACGGAGACAUUCUGCUGAUCAAGGCCGGUGCUGCCAAGGGUUAG
Messenger RNA from Colletotrichum graminicola M1.001, 1185 nucleotides. Its product is annotated as GTP-binding protein YchF. The transcript is spliced from 3 exons. The coding region runs from base 1 to 1185 and encodes 394 amino acids. Gene Ontology annotation, cellular component: cytoplasm. The record is from RefSeq and is a predicted model, not a curated record. NCBI's taxonomy places the organism in Eukaryota, Fungi, Ascomycota, Sordariomycetes, Glomerellales, Glomerellaceae. Gene Ontology annotation, molecular function: ATP hydrolysis activity; ATP binding; GTP binding.